Vidua macroura (Pin-tailed whydah) is the source of this 3082-nucleotide messenger RNA. It is a transcript of the gene NUDT3, whose product is annotated as nudix hydrolase 3. The transcript has 5 exons. The coding region runs from base 259 to 768 and encodes 169 amino acids. Gene Ontology annotation, molecular function: endopolyphosphatase activity; bis(5'-adenosyl)-hexaphosphatase activity; bis(5'-adenosyl)-pentaphosphatase activity. NCBI's taxonomy places the organism in Eukaryota, Metazoa, Chordata, Aves, Passeriformes, Viduidae. Gene Ontology annotation, cellular component: cytoplasm; nucleus. The record is from RefSeq and is a predicted model, not a curated record. Gene Ontology annotation, biological process: adenosine 5'-(hexahydrogen pentaphosphate) catabolic process; diphosphoinositol polyphosphate metabolic process; diadenosine hexaphosphate catabolic process.
CCCAAGAUGGCGGCGCGGUCGUCGUCGGCGGUGGCCGGAGCGCGGGCGGUGGCGGCGGCGCGGCCGGGAGCGAGGGCAGGGGUGAGGCGGGCGAAGGGCGGCAGCGCGUAGCGAGACCCACGAAGCGAGACGCAGAGAGAGACUGUCGCGGGCAGGCGGUCCCCCCGCGCCCCCCCGUCCUUCGCCGCCCGGUGGGUCCCGCCCGCCCCCGCCCUCCGGGCCGCGCGUCCUCCGGCCCCGCCGCCCCCGGAGCGGAGGAUGAUGAAGCUCAAGUCCAACCAGACGCGCACCUACGACGGGGACGGCUACAAGAAGCGGGCGGCCUGCCUGUGCUUCCGCAGCGAGAGCGAGGAGGAGGUGCUGCUGGUGAGCAGUAGUCGCCAUCCGGACCGAUGGAUUGUCCCCGGGGGUGGCAUGGAGCCCGAGGAGGAGCCCGGCGUGGCCGCCGUGCGCGAGGUCUGUGAAGAGGCUGGAGUGAAAGGGACGUUAGGAAGAUUAGUGGGAAUUUUUGAGAACCGGGACAGGAAGCACAGGACUUAUGUUUACGUACUCAUCGUCACCGAAGUGUUGGAGGACUGGGAGGACUCUGUCAAUAUUGGAAGGAAAAGGGAAUGGUUUAAGAUAGAGGAUGCCAUAAAAGUUCUGCAGUAUCAUAAACCAGUGCAGGCCUCGUAUUUUGAGACCUUGAGGCAAGGCUGUCUGGCCAACAACGGCACCCCGGUCAUGACCACGCCGUACUCCGAGAGCUCCGUGUCCGACAUCAGAUGACUGACGACGUCCCUGCGAGAGCAAUUCCCAAAAGCAGACUGAGACCUGGAUUUCCCUCCCCUCCCCGUUUCCAUGCCUCCUCCCUCACACCAGGCAUGGGCAGCCGCCUGGGGCAGAGCAAGUGUUCAGAGUGCUGCGAUUUAGUGCAAGGUGGGAUGAUUUUUUUUUUUUGUUGUUGUUGGCUUUUUUUGGCUUUUUUUUUUUUUUUUUUUUUUUUUGGAUCUGUAUUUUGUAAAAUACAUUUUGUGCAUGAAGUGCCCCUUUCCUGGUACUCCGCUCCACGGCCUGGAGGCUGCCAGCCCCGCAUCUGCCUUGUGCUCUGAAGUGUCCCAAGUGUCCCCUUCGUGUCACCCCAGCCAGAGCCACUUUUUUUUUUUUUUUUUUUUUUUUUUUUUUAAUUAAAAGACUUCCAGUGUGAGAUCAGCUCUUCAAGUCUUAGUCUGUACUGUAAGGUGCUGCUCAGACCCGUGUUGGGAUUACUCGCUGCACAUCUGUAUAAACUUUUUUUUAGAUGGAGGAUCUAACAUUUUAAUUUUGCGGGAGUUUAUUUUUUUUUUUUUUUUUAAUCCUGGUCUGCUUCUGAAAAGAAGGGUUCAUAAUUAAUCUGUUUGCCUUUUGUUCUGUUUUUUUAAAAACACACAUUCUGUGACAGUGCUAGUGGCUGGGCCAGUUUACUCCCCAACCAGUAUCUCCCGAUUUAGUGCAGUGACACUUGAAGUUGAGGGCAGAGUUCGGAUCACCUGCAGACGUCCCUGCAGACAUCCCUGCGGCUUCUCCGACAGCUUCCGCCAACGUUUCUGCGUUUCCAUCCGAGGGAAACCGCACGGAGCUGGUCUGGAGCCGCUGGCCAAAACCAAACAGCCUCAGCAGCGCUGCGACAGCGCCCGGGUCGCGCCGGCCGCGGUGGGAUCGGGGAUGCAGGGGGGGUCGGACGGACAAACUGCAGUGAGGCUCCCCAGCGCUGUGCCCUGCUCCCGCUGCGUCCUGCUCGUGUCUCUCUCGUCCACAUGCCUUACGCCGUGCUGAACUGGACACUUGGGGUUUGUGCUGAAGCAUCGGGCCGUGCUCCCCGAGCGGCGCUGCCGCGCUCGGAGAACCGCGCGCGUGUCCCUGAAGAGAAGUCCCGGGGGGAAAAUUCAGGUGUUCGGUCUCUUGUCCUGUGGUUCUGCAGCACUUACGGUCGCACCGUGGAGCGUGUUUGAAGUGUGCCCUCCGUGAAAGGUACAGCUGCCUCCUGCAGGCAGCAUUCCCGGGGGAGCAGCACAGGAGAGCUCCCCGGUGCGUUGGCACACUUCUCUUGGGGGGUUUGUUGUUUUAUUGCUGUAAGUUUCAUGCUGUCUUGAUUUGCCAACAGUGUUGUCUAGUUGGGAAAUAAAACGGGAAGGGUUGGGGUUUGGGGGGGGUGGGUUGGGACAGGUACAAGUUUUGGGAGGGGCAUUAAUUAAUCCCUGGCUUGGGACAAGAAGUGGUUGCUGAGUUCAGUAACUUCUCCUUUGUCAGAGCAGAGCCAAGAUGUGAAAUUAAAUCUGCAGUACUUUUUUUUUUUUUUCCGUUUUUUUUUUUUCUUGCUCUUUAUUUAACAAAAAAUAUUCUAAUAAACACUCACUGUUCUGGAGUUUUCUCUCUUCCUGAGAAGCGCUUACAAUAUAAAAAUCUGAUAGAAAUAUCCAUGGAGCCUGGGACAAGGGGGAAUGGUAUCCUUGCUGGUUUGGCAAGAAGCUGUUCAUUUUAAGAUCCUCUUCUGUUCCUUUCCUUGUUCUCCCUGCUUUCAUCGGUGUGGAGUAGCCAGGCCAAAAGCAGUGCCAGUGAUCGCUGACAUGGAAAACCACGCGUAAGGAACAGCCCAUUAUUCGAGGAGUAGCUCAAACCCAAGCGUCUGGAAUUGAGCCUAAAUUACACCAGUUCAGCUCACUUCAACUUAGAGACGAAUGUACAAUCCUUUCUCACUAUGUGCUGGUCAGCCUGAACCAAACUCUCAAAAGGGCUUGAAUAUUCUAUCUGGAAGUGUCCAAGAAAUUCCCAGAGGGGCUGUCCCCGUGCCCUGCGAGGCACCUGACACAGCCAUCUACUGCCUUCAACGAGUCUUGGUCUCUACUGUACAGAUUAGUAUGUUGGAAAUGCUUUGCAACAAAACAGCUGGUACUCCUGAAAGAGUAACUGCAGUUUUAAUAUCAGCAGCAUGCACACUUUUGUUUUUAAACUAAAAAUGUUUUUACAGGGCUGUUAAACUGACAAUUUAGGGUAGAAUAUUGUUAAUGACUUGCUAAUGGCUUAUUUGUUUGGGUCAGAAAAAAUAAAUUGUGCCAAGAAAGUG